AUGACAGCCCAAAAUACCUCAACAGGCCCAAGUGAGGACCAGCGUGCCUCGUUAACCUCCCGAGUCAUCCCAGUGAUGAAACUAUCCGAGGGCGCCAACCCACUUACGCGCCCUCUUCCCACCGUCCCAUUCACAUCUGCGCGCGAGCGUGCCGAAGCGCGAUUCCAAGUCCUAGGCAAUGCCGUCGUAACAGGCGGAGCAGGCGUCCUCGGCCUCAUUUCCGCCCAAGCCCUUCUCGAGCACGGACUAUCCUCACUCUGCAUCAUGGAUCUGCCGCAGACUCUCGAGACUUCAAAGCCGCAGAUUGAAUCACUUGCAUCGAAGUUCCCCGACGCGAUAAUCACGAAGAUACCCUUGGAUGUCACCUCGACAGAGUCGAUCCAAUGCGCAUUCGGUCAAGCAAAGCAGCUCAUGGGCGGUAUUGAUGUUCUUUGCUGCUUUGCUGGAAUCCCAGGUUGUCAGCCCUCGCUGACAGUGACGCCUGAUCAAUGGAAUAGGGUGAUGGAUGUCAAUCUGAAUGGAUCGUUCUUCUGUGCGCAAGCAGCAGCUAAAGUGAUGGAAGAGUCGGGUAAAGGCGGAUCCAUCCUUCUCACGGCCUCCAUGUCGGCGCAUUAUACCAACUUUCCCCAACCGCAGGCUGCAUAUAACGCGAGUAAGGCCGGUAUUGCCCAUCUGACUCGCAACCUUGCUGCCGAGUGGGCUAUACAUGGGAUUAGAGUGAACAGCAUUAGCCCCGGGUAUAUGGAUACCAUUCUCAAUGCUGGGGAUGGGUUGGCGGAUGUUAGAAAGGUUUGGGAUUCCCGUUGCCCAAUGGGCCGGAUGGGAGACCCUGAGGAGAUCACCGGCGCUGUGGUUUUGUUGUGUAGCCAACGCGCCGGUCGGUAUAUCACCGGUGCGGACAUUAUUGUUGAUGGUGGUACUUUGACGCUGUGA
This is a messenger RNA of Penicillium olsonii, 933 nucleotides long. The record is from the annotation of a GenBank genome assembly. Lineage: Eukaryota; Fungi; Ascomycota; Eurotiomycetes; Eurotiales; Aspergillaceae.